Messenger RNA from Coregonus sp. 'balchen', 4738 nucleotides. The record is from the annotation of a GenBank genome assembly. Lineage: Eukaryota; Metazoa; Chordata; Actinopteri; Salmoniformes; Salmonidae.
UCUCAGCAGUGCCUUUUUCAGACGGUAUGUUAGUAAAGUUACGAACGUCAGGACUAAGGCGACUUGAUUGAUUAUUACACGUUUGCAUUUUCACACUCAAAAUGCAGAUUAUAAAAUGAUCACUUUUGGUUGGUUUUGACUUUGGACUGGGAAGCGCGCCCAUGAUCCAUUUCGGUUGGUUUUGACUUUGGACUGGGAAGCGCGCCCAUGAUCCAUUUUGGUUGGUUUUGACUUUGGACUGGGACCCGCGCCCACACGAUUGAAGAGGGCGUUCCUUGCAGUCAGCCAUUCACAUGAUUAUUUUCACUUUUCCACCGCAGAAGAAUAGACCCUUUCCAGAGUUUGAGUUUUAGCCAGAAUAACAAUAAAGGUAAGUGGUCAAAUACGUGUUGUGUGGUAUUGUAGUUUAGUUGCAUCAAGAGCAGAAGUAGAACAAUGUUUUUUUCCCUUCAGAUUUAUGCAAGAAGCUCUGCUAAAUUGCUAAUCCACAUAGGCUACAUUGAUACGUAACAUUGUUGUGGUCUAAUGUAAUAAAAAGCAGGACUAAAAUCCCAUGCAAGUAGCAAUCUCAAUAUUCCCUGCAGAUUACUGGGUAUACAGUUGAAGUCGGAAGUUUACAUACACUUAGGUUGGAGUCAUUAAAACUCGUUUUUCAACCACGCCACAAAUGUCUUGUUAACAAACUAUAGUGUUGGCAAGUCGGUUAGGACAUCUACAUUGUGCAUGACACAAGUCGUUUUUCCAACAAUUGUUUAAAGACAGAUUAUUUCACUUAUAAUUCACUGUAUCACAAUUCCAGUGGUUCAGAAGUUUACAUACACUAAAUUGACUGUGCUGCCUUUAAACAGCUUGGAAAAUUCCAGAAAAUGAUGUCAUGGCUUUAGAAGCUUUUGAUAGGCUAAUUGACAUCAUUUGAGUCAAUUGGAGGUGUACCUGUGGAUGUAUUUCAAGGCCUACCUUCAAACUCAGUGCCUCUUUGCUUGACAUCAUGGGAAAAUCAAAAGAAAUCAGCCAAGACCUCAGAAAAAAAAUGGUAGACCUCCACAAGUCUGGUUCAUCCUUGGGAGCAAUUUCCAAACGCCUGAAGGUACCACGUUCAUCUGUACAAACAAUAGUACACAAGUAUAAACACCAUGGGACCACACAGCCGUCAUACCACUCGGGAAGGAGACGCGUUCUGUCUCCUAGAGAUGAACAUACUUUGGUGCGAAAAGUGCUAAUCAAUCCCAGAACAACAGCCAAAGGACCUUGUGAAGAUGCUGGAGGAAACAGGUACAAAAGUAUCUAUAUCCAAAGUAAAAAUGAGUCUUAUAUCGACAUAACCUGAAAGGCCGCUCAGCAAGGAAGAAGCCACUGCUCCAAAACCGCCACAAAAAAGCCAGACUACGUUUUGCAACUGCACAUGGGGACAAAGAUCGUACUUUUUGGAGAAAUGUCCUCUGGUCUGAUGAAACAAAAAUAGAACUGUUUGGCCAUAAUGACCAUCGUUAUGUUUGGAGGAAAAAGGGGGGUGCUUGCAAGCCGAAGAACAACAUCCCAACCGUGAAGCACGGGGGUGGCAGCAUCAUGCUGUGGGGGUGUUUUGCUGCAGGAGGGACUGGUGCACUUCACAAAAUAGAUGGCAUCGUGAGGAAGGAAAAUUAUGUGGAUAUAUUGGAGCAACAUCUCAAGACAUCAGUGAGGAAGUUAAAGCUUGGUCGCAAAUGGGUCUUCCAAAUGGACAAUGACCACAAGCAUACUUCCAAAGUUGUGGCAAAAUGGCUUAAGGACAACAAAGUCAAGGUAUUAGAGUGGCCAUCACAAAUCUCUGACCUCAAUCCUAUAGAAAAUGUGUGGGCAGAACUGAAAAAGCGUGUGCGAGCAAGGAGGCCUACAAACGUGACUCAGUUACACCAGCUCUGUCAGGAGGAAUGGGUCCAAAAUUUACCCAACUUAUUGUGGGAAGCUUUUGGAAGGCUACCCAAAACGUUUGACUGAGUUGAAAUGUAUUUGGCUAAGGUGUAUGUAAACUUCCGACUUCAACUGUAUAUCCCAUUGUAUGGGGAAAUAACUGAGGCUUGUAGGCUAUAAUGUUGCCCUCUAGAGCAGAGUCAGCAUGACUUGCACUCAGUAAAGUGGUAACAUUGUAAUUACCCACUUAUGUCGAAGGAUUCUGUAUUCCUGUAUCGAUUAAUAGAAUCCAUGUGUGUCAGUGUACGUGUACCGGUAUGCGUGUCUCUAUACAUGUUUGUAUGGUUAUGUGUGUAAUUCUCAAUGUUAUCUCUUUCCAGAUGGCCAAUGAAGCGAAGCCGUGUCCUUGUGACAUCGGAGACAAGAUGGAGUAUGGAGGUGUUGGCCAGGAGGUCCAGAUAGAACACAUCAAGGCCUACGUGGUCAAGCCUCCCUCUGAUUCAGACAAGGCCAUCAUCGUCAUCCAGGACAUCUAUGGCUGGCAGCUACCCAACACCAGAUACAUGGCUGACAUGCUGGCCUCCAAUGGAUACAUGUACGUAACAAUGCAUACUUAACAAUGCUGUUACUUACCAUGUACUGUAAUUCGUCAGUAAAUGUCAGGUAAAUAGUGAAAGAGACAGUAAAGUGUUACCAGUGUUCUCAUGCUGGCUGUCUAUCUCCCCCCAGUGCAGUGUGCCCUGACUUCUACGUUGGAAAGGAGCCAUGGAGUCCAUCACAUGACUGGUCUACCUUUCAGCAGUGGCUGGAGGACAAGAAGCCCACCAAUAUCAACAAGUAAUGCAAACAUUCCCAUUGGCAAAGAGUAGUCUCAGAGAGCCAGACUCCACUCCAUUGGCCAGAGAGUAGUCUCAGAAAGCCAGACUCCACUCCAUUGGCCAGAGAGUAGUCUCAGAAAGCCAGACUCCACUCCAUUGGCCAGAGAGUAGUCUCAGAAAGCCAGACUCCACUCCAUUGUCUCACAUCUGUAUACAGUAUUAAUCUCUAUCAGCACACAUCCACUGUUGGCCAGCAGAGAGUACUAUCACAAAGCCAGACUCCACUCCAUUGGCCAGCAGAGAGUACUAUCACAAAGCCAAACUCCACUCCAUUGGCCAGCAGAGAGUACUAUCACAAAGCCAGACUCCACUCCAUUGGCCAGCAGAGAGUACUAUCACAAAGCCAGACUCCACUCCAUUGGCCAGCAGAGAGUACUAUCACAAAGCCAGACUCGUUAGUUUUAUAUUCUGGCAAUAGAAUGGAAACUAACUUUAUCCCUCUGUUAACUUACAACUGAAAUGUGCUUCCUGUACUACGCCAGUAACCCAACCCCUUCCUCCCCUCUCCCCCUGCUGUCUGUCUGUCUGUCCAGGGAGGUGGAUGCAGUCCUGAGGUUCCUGAAGAGCCAGUGUGGGGCCCAGCGUAUUGGGGCAGUGGGCUUCUGCUGGGGGGGUGUGGCCACCCACUACCUGGCUCUGCAGUACCCUGAGGUCAGGGCAGGGGUAUCAGUCUAUGGUAAGGGCAGGGGUCAGAGGGCUGUCCAAUCAGAAUACAGUAAUAACCAUGAGGUAGAGUGUCUACCAAUGGUUGCAAUCUAGGCUGACUACAUUGCAGACACCUGCCAGAUCUCACAACGUCUAGCUAACCACAUCAUGUGAUGUGGUCCCGUGUAGCUCAGUUGGCAGAGCAUGGCGCUUGUACGACAGUACGAAAAAAUAUGAAAAUGUAUGCACUCACGACUCUGGAUAAGAGUAUCUGCUAAAUGACAAAAAUGUCAAUAUAUGAUUUAGCAGACUGCGCAGUCGAUAAUAUGAAACGCAACCAUUGGUUGAUGCAAUGCAACAGCUGCAAUGUAGUCGGUCUGGAACUCGACCGUUGUGCUUGCCGAGUAGGCUAGUAAUGCUAAUGGUGAUUGGAUGUGACGGCGUGUCUGCAGGAAUCAUCAGAGAGAGGGAGGACCGGUACGAACUGAAGAGCCCGACACUGUUUAUCUUCGGAGAGAAGGAUGAAGUCAUCCCACUGGAUCAGGUCUGGUAUUAUUAUCAGUAUAUAAGAAAAAAGUCCAUGUAGAUCAUACAUAUAUUGGGAAACUAUAUUGAGCACCAUUUAUUGCAAGCCAGUGUGAUCUCGAGUGAAAUGAACCGUCAUCAUCAGCAUCUGUCGGCUACUGGCCUUAUAUCACAAUUUUAAUGUCAGAUCCAACCCCAAAUGCUUUGAGUUGUGCUUCAACCAUCCUAUCACCAUUUCAUUCAUUCCCUGCUGUUUUCUUCCAGGUGAGUGUCCUGGAGAAGAACCUGCAGGAGAAGUGUACACGUGUAGACUACCAGGUGAAGGUCUUCCCAGGCCAGACUCAUGGCUUUGUUCACCGGAAGAGAGAGGACGUCAACUCCACAGACCAGCCCUGCAUCCAGGAGGCGAGGACAGACAUGUUCAACUGGUUACAGAAAUACAUGUAGAAUAUCUACAGUGCGGUAGUCUUAUCAUCGGCCGUCCAUGGUUAAGUGAACGGAAAGGAUAAAAAACACAAAUCCAAUUUUCAUCACUACACCACCUAACGUUAUUAAAAAGAAAUAGCUCAUGUAAUUGCUCAUCAGCUCUGAGGUUAUUUCCACUUUUGUCCUUUCUGAAUAGCAGCCUAUCUGGUGAUUAUCAUGUCCUUGAUUUAUCAUGAUCAAAUUCAAGCUGAUGGGGUGUUUUAAUGUGGAAUCUGCAGUUGCCAUAUUUGUAGUAGACUUUAGUUUUGUACCUUUUUCUUGCAGUACACUUAUACCUUAUCUGUUCAUUGUAUACAUUAUCUGUACAUUUUGUA